AGUCCGCGGCUCAAAGGGUAAGCAGUCCAGCUUGGCUACACGAAAUUCGUGCUCAGACCCAAGUUAGCCAAGGGAAGCAUGGCGCUGCGACGUAUCAUGAAGGAAUUGAAACAGAUGGAGAGUGAUCCCCCCAACCAAUGCAGCGCUGGCCCACUGGCGGAGGACUUGUACGAUUGGACAGGAACCAUCAUGGGGCCUACGGAUUCCCCCUAUGCUGGUGGGGUCUUCUAUCUGGACAUCAAAUUUCCCGUGGAUUACCCCUUCAAGCCCCCCAAGAUCAUCAUGACCAACAGGAUUUACCAUUGCAAUGUGAAUAGCAACGGUGCCAUUGGCUUGGAUCUCUUGAGAGCUUCCUGGAGCCCAGCACUUUCCAUCUCAAAGGUGCUGGGGGCGGUUGCAGCCCUGUUGGCCAACCCAAACCUGGACCCUUCCGCGGUUCUGGUGCCGGAGAUUGCUGAAGCCUAUCAGAAGGAUCAAGCCGAACAUGCUGCGACGGCCAAGAAGUGGACCCAGAAGUAUGCCUAGUGUUUUGUGGAGUCAGAUGUAGCUGCUUAGCUGCUGGGCUCCAGGUUGAAGGCGAAUGAAACAGAAAAAAAUCCAAGUCCAAGCUUAGGAGAAGCCGAGGGUGUCAAAGUCGGCCGCAGAAUUCCUUGGUUUCACACCGCUUCACUGUACGGCUCGCCAGAGGUGAGAAA
Molecule: messenger RNA, 695 nt
Organism: Cladocopium goreaui
Lineage: Eukaryota; Dinophyceae; Suessiales; Symbiodiniaceae
Source: the annotation of a GenBank genome assembly